This is a messenger RNA of Exophiala bonariae, 3738 nucleotides long. RefSeq lists its product as uncharacterized. Gene Ontology annotation, molecular function: iron ion binding; monooxygenase activity; heme binding. The record is from RefSeq and is a predicted model, not a curated record. NCBI's taxonomy places the organism in Eukaryota, Fungi, Ascomycota, Eurotiomycetes, Chaetothyriales, Herpotrichiellaceae. The transcript is spliced from 4 exons. Bases 1 to 3738 code for a protein of 1245 amino acids.
AUGGACAAGCAUUUCCCAGCUCCCGCUCUGCUUGCUCUUAUCGUACUGACAGUUUCGGUUGUGAUUUAUCAUGUCUUCGAGUAUACGCGCCACAGCUUUCGCGCGAAAGCUUUAGGUUGUGGCAGUCCAAACAGAUAUCACAACAAACUCCCCUUUGGCGUCGACUAUCUGCGGGGCGUCAUGCAAGCGGAUCGCGAGAAUCGAGCGCCUCAGUACUUGUUGCAGCAUUUCAACAAAGCAAAAUAUGGAACUUUCAUUCAGCAAUGCGCAGGAAGGGACUCCAUUAUCACGACAGAUCCUAAAAAUAUCCAGGCUAUCCUUGCGCUGCAGUUCAAAGAUUUCUGCCUAGGUGAACUCCGUCGUCGGAAUUUCUAUCCCAUGCUUGGUAAUGGGAUUUUCACGACGGAUGGGGCGAUGUGGGAGCAUUCGAGAGCGAUUCUGAGACCACAGUUCGGACGUGGACAGGUGUCUGACCUCGAACUAGAGGAGCGGCAUGUCCAGGAAAUGUUCAAUCAACUUCAGGUCGACUCAUCGGGCUGGACAAAAUCCAUCGACCUAGCACCAAUUUUCUUCCGUUUGACGAUGGAUACUGCCACUGAAUUUCUAUUUGGUGAAAGUGUCAACUCUCAAAGAGCACACAAUCCGAACCACUCAACAGACUUGCCCGCUCGUGAUUUGAGAUGGUCUAAAGUGGGAGCCAGUUUUGAUCGCGGGACAGCGAUGCUCGGACUUCGAGCUCGAAUGGAAAACUUUUAUUGGUUGUUGAACCCCAAAUCUUUCCGAGAAGACAUUCGUGAGAUAAACAAAUUUGCCGAUUUUUGCAUCGAUCAAGCGAUUAAACGGAAACAAGGCGGCAUCAAGUCCCAGCAACAUUAUGUCUUCCUGGACCAACUACUUGAGUCUGUGAGCGAUCCGAUCGAAAUCAGAAGUCAAUUGCUCAACAUUUUCCUGGCUGGCCGGGAUACAACGGCUGGUCUCCUGGGAUGGACAUUUUGGUGCCUAGCUCGUAAUCCGGAGCUUUAUGCCAAGCUGAGAGUCAGUGUCAUCGAAAGCUUUGGUGCUUCAGAUAAGGAGGACACCAUAACUUUCGCAGGCCUGAAAUCAUGCAAUUACCUGCAGCAUGUUAUGAAUGAAGUCCUUCGACUGUAUCCCUCAGUGCCGUUCAAUUCGCGUCAAGCCACGAGAGAUACCACCAUACCACGUGGAGGUGGACCUGACGAGUCUGCUCCACUGUAUAUCAAGAAGAAUCAGAGCAUCAGCUAUUCUGUGUUUGUGAUGCACAGACGGAAGGAUCUCUGGGGCCUAGAUGCCGACGAGUUCAACCCUGAUCGUUGGAUCGGUCGAAAAGCCGGUUGGGAAUAUCUUCCAUUCAACGGUGGCCCAAGAAUUUGCCUAGGCCAGCAAUUUGCGCUCACUGAGGCUGGAUACGUGAUAGCGAGGUUGGUACAACGAUUUGAGAAGAUCGCCAACACUGAUCCAACGGAUGAACCUUUGCACCAGUACACUGUAACCAGUGCACCAAAGAACACAUUUGUGAGAUUAGCCUACAGCAAUGGGCCACAACGGGGCUACAAAACGACGGGCCUCCCACGGGGCAGAAAGACCGAUGGAUUCACGAAGGCUCACCGGCCGGUGACCGGCAGACAAUUGAAAGCACCCACACCAUCUUUAUCCCCAGAUCAGUUGGUCGGACGCGUGCUUAGGACCGCCCUACCCAAGUUAAAAACGCGAUUGGAGACGAGGAAGGCAACCGCAGAUUCCGAAGAGACCAGCUUAUUUGCCCUCGAUCCCAGCGGACGUGGAUGGGACACCUUUGAAGAAAGAAUCACCAAGAUCAUCACUGAACCGGAAGAUGUCAUUACGUCGAAAGAUUCUAGACUGCUGAGUAAGAUCGGUCGAGCAGCAAGGAAUAGCGGCUGGUCGGAAGAGCUUGUGUAUGUUCUGCACCAUGCCAUGAUCGACCAUGUGCUCGAUAACGGCUCCUACAAGGUCGCUGGAGAGGUGGGAAAGCCGGUUCCGACUGACCUGCGGUAUCCAACAGAGUGGUAUGCCGGGGCUCGACAAAUGCAACGAGAAGUGCAUCUUCACGUAGGUCCUACAAAUUCUGGAAAAACCUACAAUGCCUUGAAGAGGCUCGAAGAGAAGGGCAGUGGCUUCUACGCAGGCCCACUCCGGUUACUUGCUCACGAAGUAUACUCGCGUUUUAAGGCUAAGGGGGUACCUUGUGAUCUUGUCACCGGCGACGAUGUUAGGUUUGAUGAAAAUGAAGAUGUUGCAAUUGCAGCGUCAACGGUGGAGAUGGUGAACACUGCUCGAGCUGUCGAUGUUGCUGUCAUUGAUGAAAUACAAAUGAUUGAAUCAGAAGAUCGAGGGUGGGCCUGGACGCGAGCGUUUCUCGGUGCCAAUGCCGCAGAGGUUCAUCUCUGUGGAGAACCUCGGGUGAUACCGUUGAUUCGCGAAUUGACUGCGUCAAUGGGUGACACCCUGCAUGUCCACCAAUAUAAGCGACUCAAUGGUCUCAAAGUGAUGUCCAAGAGCCUGCGAGGUGAUUUCAAGAGUCUGAAGAAGGGCGACUGCGUGGUUGCUUUCUCUAUUGUGACUAUCCACGCGUUAAAAAAGCAGAUUGAGGUGGACACCGGUCGACGUUGUGCGAUUGUCUAUGGAGGUCUCCCUCCCGAAACCCGUGCUCAGCAAGCGGCGUUUUUUAACGACCCAGACAACGAUUAUGACUAUCUAGUCGCGAGUGACGCUAUUGGAAUGGGCUUAAACCUGAGUGUGAAGCGUAUCAUUUUCCACAGUGUGACCAAAUUCAACGGGUCAUAUAUGGAACAGUUGAGGAUUCCGCAAAUCAAGCAAAUUGCCGGGCGAGCGGGACGAUAUCGCAGCGCCCAUCAGGCAAUGAAAAGAGGGGACAAGGAAACCGAUGAAUCCGCAAGUAUAGGAUUGGUCACCACAUUCAACGAGUCCGAUCUCCGAGUGAUCCAGGAAGCCAUGGACGAGGAAGCUCCGCCGGUCAAAAAGGCAGGUAUUCUUCCCCCGGGAGACUACCUCGAGGAAGUAGCAGCAAGAAUGCCGAAGGGUGUGCCAUUUGAAUACCUCCUCAAAUAUGUGUGCUCGGCAGCAGAAAUGCAUCCUCGAUUCUCAGUUUGCAACAUUACGGAGCAGACUGGUCUCAGUCGAGUGGUGGACGAUGUCGAUGGAUUGACAAUUGCAGAACGACUCGUUUUUUCAGCUGCCCCUGCGGCGAGAAACUCUGAGCGAUUGCUCAUAGUCCUCAAGGCUCUUGCUAUGGCAGUUGGGAAACGGCUGGAAUUGACGGUGGUCGAUGUACCUGAGAUUCAACUUGAGGUUCUUGAGCUUCCAAUAUCAGGAGACCGAGAAUACCUACAAAAAUUGGAAGACCUCCACAAAUCGCUAAUACUGUUCUUAUGGCUCAGCUAUAGGUUCGGCGGUAUCUUGAAAGAUCGGGACAUGGCUACAUAUGCGAAGGAAAUGACAGAGGAGAAGAUCAACACCUGCUUACUCGAAUUCUCGGCCAACCCCUUGCUCCGAGAAAAGGCACUCCGGAAGAGGACAAGCUUCAAGAGUAUCACAAUUGAGGGACUCGAAGGCACUGACGACCUCAAUCUUUCGCAAUUGGAUGUUUCGGCACUCCCAGUGGACUGGUCCAAAACCUCAGAAGCCAACGUCGAGAUAGAGGGCACGGUCGUUGAUCGCCGUGUAGCUUCGGCGAUCUAG